ACCAAAACAUUUUCUCCUUUAAAUUUAAAUUUAUUCCCAAAAGGUUGUAAUUCAUGGAGAAAAAGGAAAUAGUUUCUCAAAUGAAAAAAAAAACUGAAGAAACUUCUAAUUACAGCUUCUGAGAGAAAGAUUCCAGGAACACAUGAAUUACUAAGUGCGUUGACAUUGGUUUAACACAAGGAGUUGGAUUUAUUUUCGAAUAUGUGGUCGGCAGCUACUAAUCUUAGGAUUUUUUUGCUGAGUCUCCGUUUAUGUACAAGUUAAAUUAAAGAUGAAAAUGAUACGCUCUUAAUUAAUCAAAUCAUCCAAUCUAAGUCUUGUAAUAUGACUAAAACCUAUGUACUAGCAUCUUUAUAGUUAAGUAGUAGUACAAUGUUAUUAAUAUUUUCUUAGAAGAGAUACCAAUAGUUUAAUGGUAAUAACCUCAUUGCUUGAAUGAAUAUAAAUAUAGCAUAGUUGCACUGCACACCUUUCUUGAUGAUUGUAUGUCCUAUAAAUCAGGUCAGAACAGUGUAAGCAGUAUGCAAACCCGUGUGACCACAAGAUCUGACAGAUGCUCGAGUCAUCCAGCGAUAACAUUACACCUGGCAUUGUGCACUACGAUGACUCCGUGGCUAUGAAAAAAGGAAAAUAAAAACGUGCAAGCUCAACUCUUUUAAAGAUAAUAUUUUAUUUCCUUUUAUGUCAUGUGUUUCAAAAAAAAAUAGUAGUAGUACGUCUCUUUUUCUCUCUCAUGUAAUUUCUACUAUAUAAUAAGAGCAUCUCUAUAUACUAUUGUAUAACCUGUCCGAGAGAGAAUAAAAGAACACCCAUUGUUCGUAUUUAAGAAAUCCCAUAUAUAAUGAUAACUCCUCGUCAAAAGAGUGUCUCAGUGAGUACAAUCUUCAAGUGUCUUUUGGUUUUGAUCAAACGUUCUAUCCAGUUCUCUUUUCUUGCUCUUUUCUAAUGAUAAAAUCUCCUUUCUGGUUAAUUUCACUUAAGUAAAAAAUGAAUUAAAGAGUAUUUCUUACUUUCAUAGGUCUCUAGCUAGAGUUUCUAUUAGGUUUUAUAUUAAUAAAUAAAUAAAGUCAAGACUCAAGAAGAAGAACUAGAUAUGGUGAGAACACCAUGUUGCAAAGAAGAAGGAAUAAAGAAAGGAGCUUGGACUCCUGAAGAAGAUCAAAAGCUUAUUGCUUAUCUUCAACUACAUGGUGAAGGUGGAUGGCGUACUCUCCCGGAGAAAGCUGGAUUGAAGAGAUGUGGGAAGAGUUGUAGACUGAGAUGGGCUAAUUAUCUAAGACCCGACAUCAAGAGAGGAGAGUUUACUCCCGAAGAAGACGACGCUAUUAUCAAGCUUCAUGCUCUUAUGGGUAACAAGUGGGCCGCAAUUGCAAAUAGCUUGGCGGGACGAACUGACAAUGACAUUAAAAAUUAUUGGAACACAAACCUCAAGAAGCGUUUAAAACAAAAAGGUCUUGAUCCAAUCACUUACAAACCGAACAAUCCAACCGGUUUCGAACCAGCAAACCAUAAACUCGGUUCAUCCGGUUCCGCAAGGCUUCUUAACCGGGUCGCAAAGAAAUACGCGGUCGACGUAAACCGGGAUCUACUAACCGGGAUAAUCAUCGGAAACUCCACAAUCAUCGCUGACGAUUCACAAAACUCAAGCGAUACUGAACAUUCAACGUCCACACUGCUCAAAACGGUGGCAAAACCAAGUGUUCCGGCGACUUCUCCCGGUUCUUUCUCCGAUGAUCUUGACGUAUUCUUUAGCAACGAAGAGAUCUCUGAUAUGUAUAUGAAUGUGGAUAAUGUUGGCCUUAUGGAAGAGUUAAAGGGUAUUUUAAGCUACGCCGGAGAUAUUAAAGAUUCGCCGGAGUAUAACGUAAGUGAUGAGAUGGAGUUUCUUGAUUCUUGGAACGAAGAAGAUGGUUUGGACUUGGAGAAUUGUUCGUAGGUUCGUUAGGUUCCAAGACUGGUGUCUUUGUUUGACGAGUGACGCGUCGAAAAUAAAAUCAACUACACGUUGGUUUUUUCUUUAAUCGAUCGUUCUAGUGUCGAUCGUCACGUGGAGAAAAUAGUGAGGUGUUGUAAUAAAUUUAAUAAUAACCGUGCGUUUAUCGUAAUUAUUCAAUAAAGAUGGUUUACUACUUAAA
Brassica rapa (field mustard) is the source of this 2135-nucleotide messenger RNA. Its product is annotated as transcription factor MYB34. The record is from RefSeq and is a predicted model, not a curated record. Lineage: Eukaryota; Viridiplantae; Streptophyta; Magnoliopsida; Brassicales; Brassicaceae.